GGUGAGCCCGCUUUUAAAACGACUGAAUAUUUUUCUUGUAUCCGCGGCUUUCCAGAAAGCUAUUGAAGGAAGUAAUUGUGCCUGGAGCCGAAGACCGGGUAAAGGGCAGUCCACCAACGGGGCGUUGUAUUCUGCGCUGUGGGCGGCAAUGAAAACUCCAGGCAUCAGCAUUACUAUAUCAGGGGAGCGAUAAAGAAGGGGGUGUAUAAAAGAAAUAUAUAUUUUAGGGAAUGAAAAAUCCUAUUGUCAAAGAGCACCAGAGAGGGAGGAAAGGACACACAAGAGCUGCACUCCCACCGGUCGCUUCUUAUAUAAUUCCCUUAUCCUUCGAACCUGUCUCAAAGCCGUAGGAGCAUGCCGUGCAGCGUGGUGAAGUCUUUCCUGGUGAGCUUGUCUCGGAGGAAACCCAUUGAGCCAGAUGGAGAGGAAUCUACCUUUAACCGAUGUCUGACCACCCUGGACCUGGUGGCCCUGGGUGUGGGCAGCACUCUGGGGGCUGGAGUCUACGUUCUCUCCGGAGAGGUGGCCAGAGACACUGCUGGACCCAGCAUCAUCAUUUCCUUCUUCAUUGCCGCCCUGGCGUCCAUAUUUGCAGGGCUAUGCUACGCAGAGUUUGGGUCAAGGGUUCCAAAAACAGGCUCAGCUUACCUUUACAGCUAUGUGACCGUUGGGGAGCUACUGGCUUUUAUCACUGGUUGGAAUCUGCUUCUCUCCUAUGUCAUAGGAACAUCCAGUGUUGCACUGGCAUGGAGUGGGACAUUUGAUGACCUUAUUGGGGGGGUCAUAUCAAAGUUCUUUCAAGAAAAUGCUGCCAUCAACGUCAGUGGCCUGGCGCCUUACCCAGAUGUCUUUGCUGCUGUUCUCAUCAUCCUACUCUCAAGUGUGCUGGCAUUUGGGGUGAAAGAGUCCACCACUAUCAACAAGAUCUUCACAGCGAUAAACAUCCUGGUGCUGGUGUUUGUGAUCAUCUCUGGAUUCAUCAAAGGCGACAUCUCCAACUGGAGGAUCAGCGAGGAGAGCCUGAUCAACGUCACAGCGGACCUCAAAAACCUGUCCUCAACCGUCAAUGUAACCAGUGUGUAUGGAGCAGGUGGAUUUUUCCCUUAUGGCUUAAGUGGAACGCUGGCUGGAGCCGCAACAUGCUUUUACGCUUUUGUUGGAUUUGACUGCAUUGCUACAACAGGUGAGGAGGUGAAAAAUCCCCAGAAGUCUGUCCCUAUUGGCAUCGUGGCCUCUCUUCUGAUUUGUUUCUUGGCCUAUUUUGCUGUGUCUGCGGCUCUCACUCUGAUGAUGCCUUACUACUUGCUCAAUGAAAAGAGCCCCCUCCCAGUGGCCUUUGAAUAUGUGGGCUGGGGUCCGGCCAAAUAUGCUGUGGCUGUGGGAUCACUGUGUGCCCUGUCCACCAGUCUGCUGGGUUCUAUGUUCCCGAUGCCUCGGGUACUGUUUGCCAUGGCAAGAGACGGACUGCUCUUCCAGCCUCUGACUAAAGUCACUGCUAAGGGCAGUCCUGCUGUAGCUACUAUAUCAUCAGGAAUUGUGGCAGCCAUCAUGGCCCUCCUGUUUGACCUGGAAUCUCUGGUGGAGAUGAUGUCCAUUGGUACUCUGUUUGCAUAUACACUUGUGGCAAUAUGCAUCCUAAUACUGAGGUACCGGGCAGAUACAUCUGAGGAAUCAGACUUGAAGAUCGCAGAAUCCAAGUCAAAGUUUAGCAUCUUUCGUCCUCCAUCAUCUCCCAACCAUUCCACAUCGCGAACAGUCACGCUGUUGACAAUAUCCUCCGUUCUUUGUGUACUUGCACUGUGCAUCACCCUGACCCAGGCCAUCGAAGCUCUGUCCAAUGCAGAGGCAUGGAGUGUGGCGCUUGUUUGCAUUUUUGGAGUGCUCCUGGUGAUAAUCCUCGUCUUAAUCUGGAUACAACCACAAAAUCCCACCAAAGCGACUUUUAUGGUCCCCUUCCUUCCUGCUUUGCCUUUGGUGAGCACACUCAUCAACGUUUACUUAAUGGUGCAGCUGAGUCCAGGCACAUGGUUGAGAUAUGCCAUUUGGAUGUUAGUGGGAUUAGUGAUCUACUUUGGUUAUGGAGUCUGUCACAGUGUUCAGAGGAAGCGUGCGACAACCAACCAAACAGUAAUUGAAACAAUCAGCAGCAAAGCAGACUUGGAGAUCAUUAAAGAAGAGAAAUUCUGAGCAGUGACGGAGUGACAAGAGAUAAACUGAGAUGUUACAGUGAGCAAACUCUUUAUUGUGUAACUACUGUUUUACAUAAAUCAAUGCUGAACAGAUUGUGCAGUGUUCAGUGUUUGGGUGUAUCAGUGAGUUAAGCGUACAGUACAAAGGUGCAGAAAAUUCCCCUGACUUAUAUCUUGAUGGACUGAAAUACUACCCAACACAUCCCUAAAAAUAAUUCAAGCAGUGAAUGGUCUUAUUCUUAAAUGGCCAUUUUUCUGAAAACUGUGCAUAAGAAAUGCACAAGCUGUGUUUUGAUCAAUGGUCCUUUUCACACCUUUAUUUACCAUAUUUGGGGUGGUCUGGGGUGUAUGAUCCCACCUCCAUCAGCUUUUAAAUUUGCUUCCCAAGUAGUUACAAAUGUUGGAGACAGAAUUGUGUGUUUUUGUUUUACUGUACAUAAUUCUAAUCAUGCCAAUAAAUAUAUAUUUCUCUAUUUUAACUUAUGAUACAUUUGUUAACUUAUUAACAAAUGUUUUCUGCUUCCUGGGGGGGAGGGGGCGUAACAGGAAAUUGAUUGAGAAGCACAAUGUCAACAUGUUAACAGGUUUUAACAAGUAUUUAGGGGUUAGGGUAUUCAUUUUAUUUGUUGUUGAGAGUAAGUAUGAAAACUGUACAUGUGUGUUGGCAAUAUUCCUGUAAACACAUUCCUUAAUAAAAGAUUAAACAAUUAAGUUUUGCA
Molecule: messenger RNA, 2908 nt
Organism: Menidia menidia (Atlantic silverside)
Lineage: Eukaryota; Metazoa; Chordata; Actinopteri; Atheriniformes; Atherinopsidae
Source: the annotation of a GenBank genome assembly